Molecule: messenger RNA, 1407 nt
Organism: Westerdykella ornata
Lineage: Eukaryota; Fungi; Ascomycota; Dothideomycetes; Pleosporales; Sporormiaceae
Product: aldehyde dehydrogenase
Exons: 3
Coding region: 1-1407 (468 amino acids)
Molecular function (GO): aldehyde dehydrogenase (NAD+) activity
Source: RefSeq, a predicted model, not a curated record
AUGUCGCUGGAAACCAUCACCACUAUCUCGCCCAUCACCAACAAGCCUAUCCUCACCCGCACCGGCCUCUCCGAAGAGGAUCUGCAGUCCAUUCCCGAGAAGGCUGCACGUGCCUUUGAGAGUUUCCGCCGAACUACCCUCGCGGAGAGGCAGGGGAUCGUCAAGAAGGCCUUGCAACUGCUGGCCGAACGCCAGGAUGAGCUGGGCAAGGAGAUCACAGAGCAAAUGGGUCGCCCCAUAGCGUACACGCCCAAAGAAAUCUCCACGGCCGUAAUGCGGGGCGAGUACCUCCUCAAAAUCAGCGGGGACGCUCUCAAAGACACAGAAGGCGAGCCAGAGAAGGGCUUUCAGCGCUACAUCCGAAAAGUCCCUGUAGGGCCAGUGCUGAUUCUCUUUCCGUGGAACUAUCCGUACCUCACCCUGGUGAACUCGAUCGUACCAGCCUUGCUCGCUGGAAACUCGGUCAUUCUCAAGCCCUCUCCCCAGACGCCUACCAGUGCCGAGCAGAUGCAGCGUGUCUUUAUUGAUGCAGGGCUUCCUGAAGGAGUCAUCCAGGUCUUCCACUCUGGAUCUUUAACCCAGAUUGAGACAUUGGUCCGUUCCCCACAAAUUCAACUGGUAUGCUUCACCGGCUCGGUUGCCAACGGCCUAGCGGUGCAGAAUGCCGCGAGCGACCGUGUAACGGCGCGUAUAGGACUGGAGCUUGGUGGUAAGGACCCCGCAUACGUCCGAUCCGACGUGGACGUGAAGUGGGCUGCGGAAGAGAUCGUCGAUGGUGCUGUCUUCAAUUCUGGCCAGAGCUGCUGCAGUGUUGAGCGCGUCUACGUGGACGAAAAGAUCCACGACGACUUCGUCUCAGCCAUGCAGGAAGUGCUCAAAGGCUACGUCUUGGGAGACCCUUUUGAUAAGAAGACGCAUGUUGGACCCGUGGUAUCGAAACGAUCCACAGAGACCAUUCGUGCUCAUAUCAAGGAUGCCCUCGACAAAGGGGCCAAGGAUGCCACGCCAGAGAAUGAGUCCUUCCGGUCUCCACCUGCAGAUGGGAACUAUGUGGCACCCACUCUUUUGACCAACGUGAACCAUGAUAUGAUUGUCAUGACCGAGGAGACCUUUGGCCCCGUGAUCCCCGUGAUGAAGGUAAAGGAUGACGCCGAGGCGAUCAGGCUUAUGAACGAUAGCCAGUUUGGGUUGACGGCGAGCAUAUGGACGAAGGAUGUUGCCAAGGGCCGUGAACUCAUUGACGACCUCGAGGCAGGGACUGUGUUUGUGAACCGCUGUGACUACCCUGCGCCGGAUCUUGCCUGGGUGGGAUGGAAGAACUCCGGAAAGGGACAGACCCUGAGCAAAUUUGGUUUCGACCAAUUCGUCAAGCUGAAGAGCUACCACGUCAAGAACUACCCACAGUAG